GUGCGAUAGCGUCUUGGUCUCCCUCUAUAUAAACCUGUACCUGUUACCGUCAAGCACUGCUGGUUUAUUUCCAAUGAAGAUGUAUAUCUGUCUCCUGACACUGGUCCUGAUCCAUGCUGCUGCUGCAUUUGUGGCCCAAAAUGCUACAGGCAGACUAGCUGGGAAAGAUCAUUGUGUCUGUGAGGUGCUUCUACCAGACAGUUCCUUCCCUGCCAAACGGGUGGGAGCUCUGGAGGAUGAGACCGUGCGGCUGAGCAACAGAGUGGAAGAUGAAAUGCAGAAGUUAGACGAACAGGACAUCCGACUGGACACAUACUUGGAAAAGAUUAUAAACUUGACCAGUAGAGUGGAAUAUUUGGAGAAGUUGCGUCCUGAAGCCUUAAUGGAAGUCAACUUUGAAGUUUUGAAAAAGGAGAUCAAGGAAAUGGAAAUGUACAUCUCAGCAAUGAGGGUCAAACCAAAUGGAAACACCGUUGAAGUGGAAACUCUUUAUAAUGAGGUCAAGAAUAUGUCAAAGACUGUCGGACAACUAGAAACGCUUGACACGAACAAUGUUCUAAAAACCAAGAGAGAAAUGGAGAAUUUCAAGAAACGUCUUGUGGAUUGUGAAAAAGGUCUCAAACCGAAACCUCCAAUGAUGGUGCCCUUAGGUUCUUGUCAGCAUCAAGGCUUAGCCCGUAUUGGUAAACCCAACCUUCUGCAGCUCAACUGGAAAGGAAGUGCAUACAAGUCAGGAGCAUGGGGCAAAGAUGCAGCAUGGAACACCACCAAGAGGUCACUGUACUGGGUGGCUCCUCUAAAUGCUGAUGGACGAGUUCUUGAGUCUGUACGCAUUUACCCAUUCAUGUCCGACCUGCAGAUGUACAAGAAUUUCAUCGAUCUACCCCUCUCUGUACUUAUUAAAGGGAAAUGGAACCACACCUUUGCUGGCCAAGGUGCUGGAAUGGUUGUAUACAACAACAAUUUGUACUACAACUGCUACAACAGCCAUGAUAUGUGCAGAGUUAGUUUGACCAGUGGAGUCUACCAAAGAAAGCCUCUUCCUAACGCAUUGUUCAACAACCGCGUUUCUUACGCUGGCACUACAUACCAAGACUUUGACUUUGCUUCAGAUGAGAAGGGUCUCUGGGUUAUGUAUACCACUGAAAAAAGCGCUGGGAAAAUUGUGGUGGGUAAGGUCAAUGUUGCCACCUUGACUGUUGAUAUUAGCUGGACUACCACACAGCAAAAGUCUGGUGUAAGCAAUGCUUUCAUGAUCUGUGGAGUCCUCUAUGCCACUCGUUCACUUAACCCGAAGAUGGAAGAGGUCUUCUACAUGUUUGACACCAAAACAGGAAAAGAGGGUCAGCUAAGUAUUGUAAUGGAAAAGAUGGCCGAGAAAGUGCAAAGUCUUAGUUACAAUUCAAAUGAACGCAAGAUUUACAUGUACAGUGAAGGCUACCUGUUACAUUAUGAUGUUGCUAUGAAGCCUUGAGGUUUCUUGCCCCUGUACAUUGUCUCUUAUUAGGGCUUUUAUAUUCUUACUACUGUCUGUCCCUUUUGACUACCUGGCCUAAAUACCUAUCACUGCUCAGAAAAACAUCAGAAUAGAUUGCAGCAUUUAAGAUGUAUACUCUGCAUAUUUUCUUCUAAUAUACACAAUGUGUUCUGUAUCACUUUUAAGACCAUUUUACAUAAAUUUGUC
This is a messenger RNA of Nanorana parkeri, 1684 nucleotides long. Its product is annotated as olfactomedin. Gene Ontology annotation, biological process: signal transduction. Bases 74 to 1474 code for a protein of 466 amino acids. NCBI's taxonomy places the organism in Eukaryota, Metazoa, Chordata, Amphibia, Anura, Dicroglossidae. The transcript is spliced from 5 exons. The record is from RefSeq and is a predicted model, not a curated record.